AUGGAGUUCUUCAUUGCAAUCUACACUGUUUUUCUCUUUUAUGUUUUCGUUCAACUUUGCAAAAGAUUCUUGGGGCAGAAAAAUGAUUGCUGCUACAUGCUAAAUUAUGAAUGCUACAAGGCCCCUGAGGACAGAAAGUUAGAUACUGAAUCCUCUACUAGAAUCGUUUUGCGAAACAAGAAUCUUGGAUGGGAGGAAUACAAGUUUCUUUUAAAAACCAUGGUCAGUUCAGGCAUUGGUGAAGAAACUUAUUGUCCCAAAAAUGUCAUUAUGGCUAAAGAGGAGAACCCCGCUUUGAUUGAUUCCAUUGAGGAAAUGGAUGAUGUCUUUUUCGAUACACUUGACAAUCUCUUUUCUAAAUCAGGGAUUUCUCCACAAGAAAUUGACAUACUUGUGGUGAAUGUCUCUUUACUUUCUUCAGUUCCUUCUUUAACAGCUCGAAUCAUAAACCGGUACAAAAUGAAGUCUGAUAUUAAGGCUUUUAAUCUGUCCGGAAUGGGGUGCAGCGCGAGCCUUAUCGCGAUUGAUCUUGUUCGUCAAGAGUUUAAGAUUCACAAGAAAGCAUUUGCCAUUGUUGUUAGUACUGAAUCCUUUGGUGCGAACUGGUAUUGUGGCAAAGACAAGUCGAUGAUGCUUUCCAAUUGCCUAUUUCGAUCCGGUGGUUGUUCAAUGCUUUUCACAAACAACCCCGAUUUAAAAAAUCGAGCCCUCUUCAAGUUAACGUCUAUGGUACGCACUCAUUUUGGCUCGAAUGAUGAGGCAUAUGAAUGUUGCAUCCAAGUCGAAGAUAGUCAAGGCUACCCGGGUUUUCGACUCACCAAGAAACUCACAAAGGCAGCUGCUCAAGCUUUUAUCAUAAACCUAAGAGUUUUAUUACCAAAAAUUCUACCUCUGUGGGAAUUAAUCCGGUAUGCCUUGGUAUAUCACCGAUGGAGUAAAGAAAAGAGCCCAAUGCUUGAAGGAGUUGGUGCAGGUUUGAAUCUAAAGUCACGCGUAGAUCACUUCUGUAUACACCCUGGUGGUAGGGCAGUCAUUGAUGGAGUUGGCAAGAGUCUAGGGCUUUCCGAACACGAUCUUGAACCGGCUCGAAUGACACUUCACCGCUUCGGCAACACGUCGGCUGGUGGCCUCUGGUAUGUUUUAGGCUACAUGGAGGCCAAGAAGAGACUCAAGAAGGGUGAUAGAGUUUUCAUGAUAAGUUUUGGUGCUGGUUUUAAGUGCAACAAUUGUGUGUGGCAGGUUAUGAGGGACUUGGAGGAUGCUAAUGUAUGGAAAGACUGUAUAGACAAAUACCCUCCAGAAACCCUAGCCAAUCCUUUCACUGAGAAGUAUGGGUGGAUCAAUGAUGAACGCUUGAGCUUUCUUAGAAUUGAAGAUAUUCUCCAUUUUUCAUCGGGAUCCUCUGGAGUUAAAGAUGUGUUGUCCGUUCAUUAA
Molecule: messenger RNA, 1434 nt
Organism: Fraxinus pennsylvanica
Lineage: Eukaryota; Viridiplantae; Streptophyta; Magnoliopsida; Lamiales; Oleaceae
Source: the annotation of a GenBank genome assembly